This is a messenger RNA of Populus trichocarpa (black cottonwood), 902 nucleotides long. RefSeq lists its product as uncharacterized. The transcript has 4 exons. Lineage: Eukaryota; Viridiplantae; Streptophyta; Magnoliopsida; Malpighiales; Salicaceae. The record is from RefSeq and is a predicted model, not a curated record. Bases 156 to 446 code for a protein of 96 amino acids.
AAAGUCAUUCGUGUUUACUUUACCGCAACUAUCCGUGGGCGGCUAUUGGGUAUAGUACUUGAUUAGAUUAGAUCAGCUCAGCAUUUCUAUAAAUCCUAAAACAGUUGAAUUAAAAAGCAGUAAGAAACAAAAACCCUAAAUUGAAAGGAAAAAAAAUGUCGAGCGGGUGGAGAAGAACAGUGGGGAAUGUGAGGUCGUUUAUAGGGAAUUCAUUGGGAGGGCUGAGAGGAGGAAGUAAUGUAGCGUCGUGGAUCGUUGCAGGAACUUUAGCUUACUAUCUAUGGAUUAAGCCAUCACAAGAUCUUAAGCGACAACAAGAGGAAAGGGCAGCACUUGCCAGUUCUGAUCCUUAUCGUUACAUUGAGAAGCGGAAACCAAUUCCUGAUCCACAGGAAACUGGAUUGAUAUACGGAAAGAAGAAUAGAACAAACAAAUCAGAGGAAUAAUUUGCUAUAAAAAUCGCAUGCUUAUAUUACUUGUUAUUUUCCAGACUGUCAAUGAUUUGGAUAAGAUGUUACGUGAUUCAUCCGGUUUGGUUGAAGGAUUGCAUCAUGUAGUGUGAUGUCAAAACAAGAAGUACUGAAGCUUGAAUGGGUUUAGUUUAGUUUGUUUUAGUUUUGACAGUUUGUCCUGCUACUGAAAUAAAGUUGGGAGAGAAAUAUUUAAUGCUGGAAAUUAGUUAAAAAUGAUGGGGUUGAUUUGACCUUUGUCUAGCAUUGGUCAAGUUACUUUAGAAUAUUGUGCUUGGAUGAGCUUUAGGUCCAAUGUUGCUCUAGUUAUAUAACGUAGAGCUAUCUCUUGAAUCCAAAUCGAGAGCUAUGAACUAUUUUGAUCCCCAUGACAUCUUUAUCUACCGUGCUCAAUGAGAUAUGCCUGUUGUUGGAGGCUACGAACUUCCCAUA